This is a messenger RNA of Mesoplodon densirostris (Blainville's beaked whale), 2688 nucleotides long. RefSeq names its product transmembrane and coiled-coil domain family 2 (gene TMCC2). Lineage: Eukaryota; Metazoa; Chordata; Mammalia; Artiodactyla; Ziphiidae. Gene Ontology annotation, cellular component: endomembrane system. Gene Ontology annotation, biological process: amyloid precursor protein metabolic process. The record is from RefSeq and is a predicted model, not a curated record. Bases 465 to 2591 code for a protein of 708 amino acids. The transcript has 5 exons.
CUGCAGUAGGCGCCAAGGGCUGCCGACGAGGACCUGCCCGGCCGGCCGCGCCAUGCCUGCCGCGCCCAGCAGCCCGGCCCGCCGGGAGGGAUGCGCUGUGCCGUCCAGCUCCCCUCCGCCCGGCCCUUGCCCUGAAGCAGAAAGUUUGGGGGCUGGGGGCUAUCUCCUCCCGCUCCAAUGACUGCCCAAGGACUCCUGCUGCCCAGCCUCGAUUGUGACCUGUCUCCGCUCCCCAGGUCGUAAUGAACUAUUCCAAGCUGUAACCAAGGCUCCCCCUCCUCUCCCCUCUCUCACCCUCCUUUAAAAAGGUUUAUUUUUUUAAUUCAAGAAAUUGUGAUCCGCCGACUCCCCUCCUCGUUAAUAAUUUAGACCCCGAGCCUCGUUUCUGAGUGUAAGAGGGGGUGCGGUCUCCCCCAAGAAGGCGCGCUGGAAGGACAGAUUCCCCUUGCCGACCCACAUACACCAUGAAGAGGUGCAAAUCGGACGAGCUGCAGCAACAACAGGGUGAGGAGGAUGGAGCUGGGCUGGAAGAUGCAGCUUGCCACCUGCCGGGCGCGGACCUCCGGCCUGGGGAGGCCACGGGUGCUAACUCUGCUGGCGGGCCAACUUCGGAUGCGGGCGCUGCCGCGGCGCCCAACCCGGGUCCCCGAAGCAAGCCUCCCGAUUUAAAGAAAAUCCAGCAGCUCUCAGAGGGCUCCAUGUUUGGCCACGGCUUCAAGCACCUGUUCCACGGCCGCCGCCGGUCACGGGAGAGGGAGCACCAGACGUCUCAGGAUUCCCAGCAGCAACAUCAGCAGGGCAUGUCCGACCAUGACUCCCCGGACGAGAAGGAGCGCUCCCCGGAGAUGCACCGCGUCUCCUACGCCAUGUCCCUGCACGACCUGCCCGCCAGACCCACUGCCUUCAACCGCGUGCUGCAGCAGAUCCGCUCCCGGCCCUCCAUCAAGCGGGGUGCUAGCCUGCACAGCAGCAGUGGGAGUGGCGGCAGCGGGGGCAGUAGCCGGCGCACCAAGAGCAGCUCCCUGGAGCCUCAGCGUGGCAGCCCCCACCUGCUGCGCAAGGCCCCCCAGGACAGCAGCCUGGCCGCCAUCCUGCACCAGCACCAGUGCCGCCCCCGGUCUUCUUCCACCACUGACACGUCCCUGCUGCUGGCUGAUGGUGGCAACCUCUUGGCCGAGGAGGCCGAGGGUCUCAGCGACAAGGUCGACAAGGGGGACCUCGCGGCCCUGAGCCUCCCUGGCGGCCCUGGCCAUGGUGAUACCGAUGGCCCCAUCAGCCUGGAUGUGCCAGACGGGGCCCCGGACCCCCAGCGGACCAAGGCCGCCAUCGACCACCUGCACCAGAAGAUCCUGAAGAUCACAGAGCAGAUCAAGAUCGAGCAGGAGGCGCGGGACGACAACGUGGCCGAGUACCUGAAGCUGGCCAACAACGCCGACAAGCAGCAGGUAUCCCGCAUCAAGCAGGUGUUCGAGAAGAAGAACCAGAAGUCGGCCCAGACCAUCGCCCAGCUGCACAAGAAGCUGGAGCACUACCGCCGGCGCCUGAAGGAGAUCGAGCAGAACGGGCCGUCGCGGCAGCCCAAGGAUGUGCUGCGGGACAUGCAGCAGGGCCUGAAGGACGUGGGCGCCAACAUGCGCGCCGGCAUCAGCGGCUUUGGCGGGGGCGUGGUGGAGGGCGUGAAGGGCAGCCUCUCUGGCCUCUCACAGGCCACCCACACCGCCGUGGUGUCCAAGCCCCGGGAGUUCGCCAGCCUCAUCCGGAACAAGUUUGGCAGCGCUGACAACAUCGCCCACCUGAAGGACCCUCUGGACGACGGGCCCCCCGAGGAGGGGGCCCGGGCGCUGAGCGGCAGUGCCACACUCGUGUCCAGCCCCAAGUACGGCAGCGAUGAUGAGUGCUCCAGCGCCAGCGCCAGCUCGGCCGGGGCGGGCAGCAACUCGGGGGCCGGGCCAGCUGCGGCGCUGGGGAGCCCCAAGUCUAACACGUUGUACGGCGCCCCCGGAAACCUGGAUGCUGUGCUGGAAGAGCUGCGGGAGAUCAAGGAGGGCCAGUCCCACCUGGAGGACUCGAUGGAGGACCUGAAGGCUCAGCUGCAGAGGGACUAUACCUACAUGACCCAGUGCCUGCAGGAGGAGCGCUACAGGUAUGAGCGGCUGGAGGAGCAGCUCAACGACCUGACUGAGCUUCACCAGAAUGAGAUGACCAACCUGAAGCAGGAGCUGGCCAGCAUGGAGGAGAAGGUGGCCUACCAGUCCUAUGAAAGGGCCCGGGACAUCCAGGAGGCCGUGGAGUCUUGCCUGACCCGGGUCACCAAGCUGGAGCUGCAGCAGCAACAGCAGCAGGUGGUGCAGCUGGAGGGCGUGGAGAACGCCAACGCACGGGCGCUGCUGGGCAAGUUCAUCAACGUGAUCCUGGCACUCAUGGCCGUGCUGCUGGUGUUCGUGUCCACUCUCGCCAACUUCAUCACACCCCUCGUGAAGACCCGCCUGCGCAUCACCAGCACUGCCCUCCUGGUCCUCGUCCUCUUCCUCCUCUGGAAGCACUGGGACUCCCUCACCUACCUCCUGCAGCACGUGCUACUGCCCAGCUGAGCGGCCGGCCUGUCCCGACCCCGUGCUCUCCCCAGCCCCCAGCUGGCCAUGCUUCUCCGAGGGACCCUGGGACUCCCGAGUCCUUGGACUUCUUCAU